AUGUCAGCAAUACCGCCUGACACCGAUACCAGGCCCUCCCUCCAAGACAUCCACUCCGCCGUCCUGCAAACAACGCUCAAGACGUUCGCCUCGACCGAGGACUGUUGCGUCAUCUGUCUCUCUGAGCUCUCCGAGGGAUGCGAAGCACUCCCCUGCCACCACGCCGACUUUGAUUUCCUGUGCCUCACCACCUGGCUCGAGCAGCAGCCGACGUGCUCGACAUGUCCCCUCUGCAAGGCCGAGAUCACCGAGAUUCGGUACGACUUUUCGUCAGACCGGGCGCAAUGGAAGACCUACCACGUCCCGCCAAAACCAGCACCACCACCACAGCAGCAGCAGCAGCAACACCACAGAUCCCAUGAUAGGACCCGCAGCGGCCCUGGUCCCCAUACAUCGCCAGGUCACUUUGCCGGACGCCGCCGCUUCGACCCCCUCGGCCUCCGCCGCCCUCGCCCUUCGCUCUACCGCACCCGUCGCGCGCGGGGCUCGGCCCAGGACGACGACCCGCUGCGGCACCGCCGCUUCGUCUACCGCAACCAGCUCUACUCGCUGCGCGUCGGCUCGAACCGCGUGUCGCGCUACCGCGAGCUGACGCCUCACAUGUUCGCCACGGACGCGGAGCUCGUCUCGCGCGCGCGCAUGUUUCUGCGCCGCGAGCUGCAGGUCUUUGACUUUCUGGCGCCCACGAGCGACACGUCGACGGCGGCGGCUGCGGAUCCAGCUGCCGCCGCCGAGAGGGACCCCCGUGCGACGGCGCAGGGCCAACAACGCCGAGUUCCUGCUCGAGGGAGCAUGGGCCAGGCCGAGGAGCUCGUUCGGGAGUUCCUCGGGCGGGAGAACACGAGGCUGCUGCUGCACGAGCUGCGCGCGUGGCUGCGCAGUCCGUACAUGGCGCUCGAGAACUGGGACAAUGCCGUGCAGUAUCCCGAGCUGCGAGCCAAGCGGGGGCGGUCGCGGAGUCGCAGCCCUUCUGUCGAGGGCACCUCGCGACCGGGGCGGGAGCAGGUCACGUAUCCCUCGACGUGGCGGAGGGGCGACAGUUUGGGAGACAGGCCAGGGACGUCGCAGUUGAGGUUUGCGCGGGAGUAG
This is a messenger RNA of Verticillium dahliae VdLs.17, 1089 nucleotides long. RefSeq names its product RING finger domain-containing protein. Lineage: Eukaryota; Fungi; Ascomycota; Sordariomycetes; Glomerellales; Plectosphaerellaceae. The coding region runs from base 1 to 1089 and encodes 362 amino acids. The record is from RefSeq and is a predicted model, not a curated record. Gene Ontology annotation, molecular function: ubiquitin protein ligase activity. The transcript has 2 exons. Gene Ontology annotation, biological process: protein polyubiquitination; protein monoubiquitination.